This is a messenger RNA of Lodderomyces elongisporus, 1473 nucleotides long. RefSeq lists its product as uncharacterized. Bases 1 to 1473 code for a protein of 490 amino acids. Gene Ontology annotation, cellular component: plasma membrane. NCBI's taxonomy places the organism in Eukaryota, Fungi, Ascomycota, Pichiomycetes, Serinales, Debaryomycetaceae. Gene Ontology annotation, biological process: transmembrane transport. The transcript has a single exon. Gene Ontology annotation, molecular function: transmembrane transporter activity. The record is from RefSeq and is a predicted model, not a curated record.
AUGUCCGCUAUCGAAAAACAAAUUGAUUCUCAAACAAAUUCUCUUACAUCCAGCGAUAAUGUUGAAUCUCCCACAUCAUUACUCACUGAGGAACAUAAGCAAUACCUCAUCUCGAAACAUGGUACUUUUGAAUUGGAACCUAUUCCUUCCAUGAAUGAUGAUGACCCAUUGAAUUGGUCUAACGCAAUGAAGUAUUUACAAUUGGGCAUGGUUGCAUUCCAUGGGUUCAUGUCCACAUUCUGUGCCUCUGGUUUAGUGCCCUUGAUUGGAGUGCUUUCCGCUCAAUUUCAAAUCACUACUGCAAAGGCAAGUUACUUGGUUGGUUUGCAAAUCCUCUUUAUCGGUGCAUUCCCAUUAUUCUGGGUUCCAUUUAUGCAGAAAUUCGGUAAACGGCAAUUGUUAAUCUUGUCGGUUCUUGGAUCGGCAAUGUUUAAUCUUGGUGGCGCAUAUAGCACCUCUUUUGGAAUGAUGAUGGCUAUGAGAUCAUUGCAAGCCGUAUUUAUUUCACCAGGUUUGGCGGUCGGCGGUGCAGUUGUUAACGAAUUGACAUUUAGUCACCAGCGUGGUGUAAUGAGCGGUGUAUGGGCCAUGUCUGUCAACUUGGGUACAAUGGCUGGUGCGUUAUUCAUGGGGUUUGUUGCCCAACGUGAAUCAGUUCAAAUUGUUUACUAUAUUUUUACUGCGAUUAAUGCCGCACAGGUUGUUGGUUACUUGUUAUUUGGUAAAGAGACAUUAUUCAACUAUGAUGACCUCACCAAGAAUGAAACCAACAGAUUUAAGCAACUCGUAAAGUUUCGGUCCAUCAUUCCAGAAUUUAGACUUGACUUCAAAACCAUUUUGAAACCAUUCAUCUAUUUCACCAAUUAUAGAAUAUUCAUCGCUACUGUAGCAUACGCCAUAGUAUUCACCCACGACAAUAUUGCCACUAAUGUUGAAAUCCCCGAAGUCAUGUAUGUUAAAUUUGGUAUGGGUCCUCAGGCAUUGGGUUUACAAUUUCUUGGAUUGUUAAUUGGUACACUUAUCGGCGAGGUUGGUGGAUACUUAUCUGAUAAAUUUCAAGCAUGGGGAUCGAAGAAUAAAAGGGGCAACUCAUUACGCCUCUGGGUAACAUACCCGGGAUUCGCAACUUCUGUGAUUGGUAUCAUUGUAUUUGGUGUACAAAUUGACAAGAUCACCACGUAUAACAUCACUCCCUUGAUUGGGUUGGCCAUUUGUGCAUUUGGUUUACAAGUGAUGACAUCACCAUUGAUUGCUUAUUGUAUCACAGUUGAUCCACCAAUGGCCAGUGACAUUAUAUUGUUUGUCUCGUUUUGUAGACAAACGUUGGCAUUUUUGGGUACUUUAUGGUUUCCACCCAUGUUUAUCGCUUUGGGCUUUACAUGGGCAUACUCGGUUAUGGCGAUAUUGAUGGUUGCGUUGGCAUUCCUUCCAAUUGCAAUUUUGCAUUAUGCUGAAGCCAGAAAAGGGAGAUAA